This is a messenger RNA of Zychaea mexicana, 1410 nucleotides long. RefSeq lists its product as uncharacterized. The record is from RefSeq and is a predicted model, not a curated record. Gene Ontology annotation, molecular function: RNA polymerase II cis-regulatory region sequence-specific DNA binding; DNA-binding transcription factor activity, RNA polymerase II-specific; protein dimerization activity. Gene Ontology annotation, biological process: positive regulation of transcription by RNA polymerase II. NCBI's taxonomy places the organism in Eukaryota, Fungi, Mucoromycota, Mucoromycetes, Mucorales, Lichtheimiaceae. The coding region runs from base 13 to 1185 and encodes 390 amino acids. The transcript is spliced from 4 exons.
GUUGACGUCACGAUGAAACACGACCCGUCUGCGGAGUUUGACUCCAUUUUCGGGGUGUUUGCUGGGUUCCUUUUUUUAUUUUUUUUGUCUCUCUACUACCACUAUACUGCUACACCUUUUAGGCACUCUGCGGUCUGCAUUUGGAAACUCUACUCUUUUUUUCAUAAUUGGAAAAUCAUGAAUGCGGGACAACUGAAUCCGGAUCUGCACCAACAAGCGACCAUGCGCAUGCCCGAGCCCUCUUCUUCGUCGUCGUCGUCGUCCAAGAAACAACAGCCUGGAAAGAACAAGCCUUUUGACGAAGACGACAAUGAUUCGGCCGAUGAUUCGGACAGUGAGAAGCCUAGCAAGCGCUCAGGCAGACGUAAAAUCAAGAUCGAGUAUAUUGAGGACAAGAAUCGUAGACACAUCACCUUCUCGAAGCGUAAGGCUGGUAUUAUGAAGAAGGCAUACGAAUUGAGCACGCUGACAGGCACCCAGGUGUUGCUUCUUGUCGUUUCAGAGACAGGCCUGGUGUACACCUUCACCACAGUCAAGUUGCAGCCCAUCGUCACCAAGCCCGAGGGUAAAAACUUGAUCCAGGCCUGUUUGAAUGCACCGGAUCCUGUUCCAAACGAAUCUUCUUCGGAUGCCACGUAUACCAAGAGUGAGGCAUCAAGACCUGUGGAAAAGAAGGAAUACGAUGAUAAGAAGAUCGAUACUUCUGCUGGCCAUCCAGCAGCGGCCGCCUUUGGUGCUGCAGCAGCAGCUGCGGCUGCGGCUGCGUCUCAUGGUGGCUCGAGCGCAACAGGUGCUUAUCAACCAGCAGCUUAUGCACCCACACCUGGAAAUGGAGGCCAAAUGCCAUCAGGGAGCAACGGAUAUCCUAGCUACAUGACCACGCAAGCUGCAGCCCAGUACCAACAGCAUCAGCAGCAUCAACAGCAUCAGCAGCAGCAUCAGCAACAACAACAGCAGCCCCAACAGCAGCAGGGCCAGCCGCAACAGGGCCAGCCACAGCAACAGUACGGCCAGAUGCCUGCACCGCCCUUUUAUGGCGCCCAGCAAACGCAUCACUACAUGCCUCAGCAUGCAAACUACUGGCAAAACAGUCCCAGCAAUAUGCCUCGACAGGAACAAGGGCAUGGAGCUGAUGACAAGGCCAGGGGAGCCGCUGGCGGUCCAGGCGGCAUGCCUAAAAAAUGAACAAACAAGACAGCUUUGUACGAUUCCCCCUCAUUUCUCUCUUCUCUACCCCACAGCAACGCCCGUCACUAACCCCCCUUCCCAGCCCUUGCUUCUUCUUUUAUAUUCUGCUUCCCCAACUUUUCUAUACUUUCUUAAAUCAUUCACAUAGGAAAUCUCUUUAGCUUAUAGGCUUUUUGUUUGUAUACUUUUCUUUUGUUACUUUCUUUCUUUCUCUCUUUCUCU